AGGGACCACACAGCCUCAAGUUCUCCAGCUCACUCACACAACUCCACGAAAGACACCCACAUGACGGCAGGAGAUCAACCCAUACCAAACGAUCAUGAUGUUGAUGCCACCAUCACAGACUUGCAUGCUGCUCUAGAAAGCACAUUUCUCAGAUCUGUCUUCGUGGCCACUGAGAGAAAGCCAUUGGAUGAUAAUCUGCGCGGAUCUGGAGGACACUGAAUGGGAGUAAAUAGACAAGAGGCGUAAGAAACAAACGGGGGAGCGACUCAUUCAGCAGCACCGUGCUUUUCUUUGAGUGUAACGUUUCGAGUCCACACCAGGAUUCUGUUUCGUUGUAGACAGCACAUUGUGCACGGAAGGAUCUGGAUUUAGCGGAGGGAGAGUCGGAAAGCUCCGUUUUAUUGAGCCAUGAAGAAGAACAGUUCAACAAAGCGGGGCUCUCAGGAAGCCAAUCAACAGCCCGUGCAGCCUGACAAAACUGGCUGGAUUCGCAAGUUCUGUGGCAAAGGAAUUUUCAGGGAAAUUUGGAAAAACAGAUUUGUUUUACUGAAAGGAGACCAACUCUACAUAUCUGAAAAAGAGUUGCUUGGAGGCAUGGACGAGUUACAUGACAUGCCCUCAUCCUCGAAAACCAUGAACAAAACUACACAACGUAAAAGAAAAUAUGAUCCAGACUACAAUAUAAGGGUCAAAGAUGAGAAGAAAAUCCAGGAGGUGGUGGAUCUCACCGACUACGAGAGGUCUGAGGAACUUCGCAAGGCCAAAAGCAGGAGCAAAAAGAACCACAGCAAGUUCACGCUUCUGCGUUCACGGCAGCCAGGCAACACGGUUCCGAAUCUGGUGUUUUUGGCCGUCAGUCCAGAAGAGAAGGAGUCAUGGAUCAAUGCUUUAAAUGCAGCGAUCACCAGGGCCAAGAAUCGCAUAUUGGAUGAGGUGACGGUGGAAGAGGAUAGCUUGUUGGCCCAUCCGACGCGUGACAGAGCUAAGAUACCUCACACACGCCGUCUGCCCACCCGCGGGCACCUCAUGGCUGUGGCUUCUACCACAAACUCGGACGGCAUGCUGACACUUGACCUCAUCCAGGAAGAAGACGUCCUUCCAGAGCAGGGUCAGGACUCUCUUGAGGAUACCCUCGAUAAAGCCGCUUCUCAGCAUACCCUAGAUUCCCAGCGCUCCAACCCAGACACCUUGAAGCUCUCAACAUGUAACGAGACCCCCGGAAAGUCCCAGAGUCUGCCGCGGAAGAGCGAGAGCGCCUUUGACUGGUCGGAAAACCAUCGGACGCCGCAACUCCGCAAAAAACCGCCUACAUCCGAGAAGAACCGCUGCGCUUCCAUGGACGAGAUCCUCACGCACUGCGAGACGCGGGCCCUUCCACACUGCUCGACUUCAGCGCCAGUGCAGCCCAUCAGCCAGCUCCAGGACCUCAUCACCCAGAAGCUGGAGAGAACUCAAGAACUGCUGACAGAGGUGCGGGCACAGGGCAAGGGGAAGGGAUCGCCGGCUGGAAAGAGCUCCGGCCCAGAGGUUCAACGGAUAGAGGCGGAGCGGCUUCUGGAGGAAGCAGCGUCCACUUGGGGUCAGGCUCGUGACGUACUGGAAGAAGUGAAAGAACUCAGAGCUUUAUACAAGCAGCUUGACUCCGCCCCACUCAGUCCUUCACAGAACGGCAAACUAAACAGCCCUCAAGCAAACCACCGGAAAAGCAUGAUGUGAGGACACAGAAAGUCCUCUAACGGUUUAAUGGCGUCGUUUUUCAAUGGACUCUUCCUGUUGACUGCUUUAGUAUCGCUGGAAUCAAAUAACAUGAGCUAUACGUCUAUGUAUGAAUUGUUAAAGAGCUUCCACUCCCUAAUAUCAGCGUCAGAGCAAAAGUACAAGGGACCGGUGGUUUUACCAAACUCGAGCUGUUGCGCUAUGCCCUGCAGUUUCAUUUUUCACAGUGAUGUCAACAGGGAUAGUAAAACCAAGGAGUCACCAAGCGGUCUCGAGACAGGCUGAAGAAGCACCAGAUGGCGGUGAUGUUGUUGUCAUCACUAGGCUAUCACAAUGUGAAUGUUACACUGGAGGA
Molecule: messenger RNA, 2071 nt
Organism: Rhinichthys klamathensis goyatoka
Lineage: Eukaryota; Metazoa; Chordata; Actinopteri; Cypriniformes; Leuciscidae
Gene: plekho1b
Product: pleckstrin homology domain containing, family O member 1b
Exons: 7
Coding region: 409-1716 (435 amino acids)
Biological process (GO): regulation of myoblast fusion
Cellular component (GO): muscle cell projection membrane; ruffle membrane
Source: RefSeq, a predicted model, not a curated record